Messenger RNA from Colletotrichum spaethianum, 1671 nucleotides. RefSeq names its product oligosaccharide translocation protein RFT1. Bases 1 to 1671 code for a protein of 556 amino acids. NCBI's taxonomy places the organism in Eukaryota, Fungi, Ascomycota, Sordariomycetes, Glomerellales, Glomerellaceae. Gene Ontology annotation, cellular component: endoplasmic reticulum membrane. Gene Ontology annotation, biological process: glycolipid translocation; dolichol-linked oligosaccharide biosynthetic process. The record is from RefSeq and is a predicted model, not a curated record. The transcript is spliced from 2 exons.
AUGUCGUCGUCCGAGAGGCCCGCGUCCGCGUCCGCGCCGGCAGACGCCAGCAAGACCGUCGUCCGCGGUGCAUCCCUUCUCAUCAUCCUCCAGAUCGGCUCCCGCGCCGUCACCUUCAUCGCCAACCAGCUUCUGCUCCGCUUCUUGACCGCCCAGCUCCUCGGCGUCUCGACCCAAUUGGAGGUCUACUACCUCUCCGUGCUCUUCUUCGCCCGCGAGAGUCUGCGCGUCGCUGUCCAGCGCCAGGAAACCCGCCCCGGCUCCGGCAAGAAAGAGGACGACUCAAAGGCCCGCGUCGGCCGCGAGAGCCAGGCCGUCGUCAACCUCGGGUAUCUCGCCGUCUUGCUGGGCUGCUUCGUCACCGUCGGCCUGGGGUGGCUCUACCUCUCAUCCGCCGACGAGUCGACCGUCAAGACGCCCAAUUUCCUCCUCGCUCUCCGCUUGUACGCCGUCGCCGCCGUACUGGAGCUGUUGUCGGAACCCUGCUUCGUGCUCAUGCAGACCCGCCUGCAGUUCGGCACCCGCGCAUCCGCCGAGUCGAUUGCCACUUUCCUGCGGUGCAUAGUCACCUUCGGCACAGCGUUCUGGGCGUCGAGAGCCGGCGUCGAGUUUGGCGUCCUCCCUUUCGCCGUUGGCCAACUCUCAUACGGCGCCAGUCUGCUGCUCAUCUACCUCUGGUCCGGGACCCGCCUCGCCCGUGCGGACGGAUUCUCCAUCCUCCCCAAAAGCCUUGGGUCUGGCCAGGAUUACGUCGCCUCCUACUUUUACCGGCCCACCGUCAGCCUGGCGUCCAGCAUGAUGGCCCAGAGCCUCGUCAAGCACGUCCUCACCCAGGGCGACACCUUUUUGGUCUCCAUCCUGUCUACGCCAAAGUCGCAGGGCGUAUACGCGCUGGCCAGCAAUUACGGCGGUCUCCUCGCCCGCCUCGUCCUGCAGCCCAUCGAGGAGAGCAGCCGCAGCUACUUCAGCCGCCUCCUCUCAUCCCAGGACACCGAGACCAAGCCCUCCAAGGAGACCGCGGCCAAGGCCAGCCAACACCUCCACACGCUGCUCAAGUUCUACUUGCUGCUUUCGUCCAUCAUCGUGAGCAUCGGCCCCGUCGCCGCGCCGCCGCUCCUGUCCCUCGUCGCCGGCAAACGCUGGGCAAACGAGGGCGCCGGCGAGGUCCUCGCGGUGUACUGCUACUACAUCCCGCUGCUCGCCAUGAACGGCGUGGCCGAGGCCUUUGUUGCGUCCGUCGCCUCCGAGGCGCAGGUGCACCGCCAAUCGGCCUGGAUGGGCGCCUUCUCCGUCGCCUUUGGCUCGGCCGCCUUCCUCUUCAUGCGCGUCAUGGACCUCGGCGCCUCGGGCCUUGUCUUCGCCAACUGCAUCAACAUGCUCUGCCGCAUCGUCUGGAGUCUCACGUUCGUCAAGUCGUACUUUGGCGGUCUGGAAACGCCGUUUGAACUUUUCACAUUGCAGCCUAACGCCGUCACUUCUAUCGUCUGUCUAUCGGCACCGCACCUCAUCCGGCGGGUGACCGGCGUCGCCUCGCGCGCCUCGUCCACCUCCUUCAAGGACCUCAUCGCCAUCGGCCUCGCCGCUGUGCCCGUCGUCCUUUUGAUACUCUUCGCCGAACGCAUAUUCCUCCUGCAAUGUUACAACUCGGCCCGCAGGCCAAAGACUGCGUAG